UGGAUCUUUGAGGAUCUUGUGGGAUCUUUGUGGAUCUUGUGGAUCAUGGCUCUAUCCCAGAUCCAGUGCUUGGACAAUAAUAACGUGAACUGGAGGUCCAGCGAGACGAAGCCGGAGUUCUUCUACAGCGAGGAGCAGAGGCUGGCCCUGGAGGCUCUGGUGUCGUCGGGUCCGGACGCCUUCUAUGAGGUCAUCAAGAAGGAGAAGAUCCGGGACUUCUUGUCUGACUUGGAGGUCGGUAAAGUUCUGGGGAGUUUGGAACCCUUCGAUCCCGACUCCGGCCACUCCAGGUCGGGCUGCGAUAAGUGUGCGCUCGGCGGGGACGGAGAUAAAGACGAUGAGUGUGGCGGGGGGUCCGGAGGGGGCGCCGAGCAUUCGCUGGAAUACUGGCCGGAUAAGUCGGACUGCGUCAUCCCGGAGCUGGACUUGGGGUGGCCCGGCACGGUGGCUUACAGAGGAGUGACCCGGGCAACUGUCUACAUGCAGCCCCCCAUCGAUGGACAACCUCACAUCAAGGAGGUCAUCAGGAAGAUGAUAACCCAAGCGCAGAAGGUGAUCGCCGUGGUGAUGGAUCUUUUUACCGACGUGGACAUUCUCAAGGACAUGCUAGAUGCCGGGUUCAAGAGGAAGGUGUCGGUGUACAUCAUCCUCAACGAGUCGGACGUGAAGUACUUCCUGCAGAUGUGUGAGAGGGCUCAGAUGCACAAGGGGCACCUCAAGAAUCUCCGGAUUCGCAGUAUUGGGGGCUCCGAAUUCUACACCCGAUUCUCCACCAAGUUCAAGGGAUGCCUGAGCCAGAAGUUCAUGUUUGUGGACGGAGACAAAGCGGCCUGCGGCUCGUACAGUUUCACUUGGUCAGCGGCGAGAAUAGAUCGGAAUCUCCUCACCGUACUCUCCGGCCAAGUGGUGGAGAGCUUUGACCACCAGUUCCAAGAGCUCUACUUGCUGUCCAAGGCCGUCAGCCUGAAGAACGUCCCAAUGGAGAACGAACCAGAGCCCGAGCCGAUGAUACAGCCUGCACCCUUACCCGCCGGACCACCUCAAUCCAUCGCCAAGAAGCUCAUCAACCCUAAAUAUGCCUUGGUGAGCGUCAAAAGCGCCAGCGAAAGAGAGGUGAAACAAGCCAAGGCCAAAUUAUUAGAGCAAAAAGUGGAAGAACCUCAGAUCCACCCAGCCCUACUGAACAUGGAAAGAGCCAACAUGUUCAACUACCUUCCCACUUGGGUUGAACCCGAACCUGAACCAGGAAGUGACAUCUUGGGGUACAUUAAUAUCAUCGACCCUAAAGUCAAGAACCCCAUGCAUUCUCAGAUGAACAGGAUCAAGAUUUGCGAUACGGCCAACGCCACUGCCCAAUUUCUCAUGCAGACAAAGAAGCAGGAAGCACGACACGCUGAAAAUGAGGAGGCCGGUCAUCGCGAAAGGACGACAGCGAGACAAGGCAGCCGAGAAGAAGGUUCUGCCACCAGCAGCACUAAAGUGGUCUCUCCGUCCUCGAGUUUUGAUGAGGAUUUGGAGACUCCUUCAUUAAAAGACCAUAAAGCUGUAGGACAACCAGGAGGUCACAACGUCCAACAGUCUCGAGAGGGCUUUGCGUCACCGGCUGAAACUCGUUCUCUUGGGUCCGGUGAUCAAGGUCAAGCCCCCGUUACGAGAAGCGGACCUCCGGUGCCAAAGCCCAGGACGCUGCCGGUCACGGACUUUAUAAGCAUGAAGAACGCCCUGAAUGCCAAGUCCGUCACAGCCAACACGUCCAAAGUGGAGAACACGAUACCGUCCGUCAAUGGGGGGGAUGCAGAGGGGAGAGAAGAAGAGGAUAUCGAGGACCUUCUUAUCCAAACUGUACCAGGAGGUAACGACGAAGGUGAUACGGAUAGACUUGGGAUGUAUCCUAGCGAAUGUUUAUCCAGUGGCUCUGGUUCCCUGCCUCCAUCAAACGCCUCGUCCACGUCGGAGGAGUACUACCCAACAAAGCCCCUGCAGAGGAGAAGCUCCGAUCGGAUUCCUAACGGGGAACAUAUCGCUUUGCAAAGAAAGCUGAGCGAUGGCCAUAUUAGCAGAGGGACCUUUGCCGGUCCGUUGGGGGGCAUCUCCCAGUCUCUGAUGGACAUGAGGCAAGUGGAAAACGGGAAGAGGAGGAACCAGACCCUGGAAGAGGAGCUGAAGCGCGUCCUUUCCAAGGGUGAGCCGAACAAAGACCGGACCCAUGCCAUGGAACCUACCAAGGUGUGUAUUAGCGUUACAGACUGCGAUGCCCGAUCAGACCAGAGCGAACCGUAAACAUUUGCUCCCCGGGGUUUAUUUGAAUGACAUUUCCUUCGUUGAAAGAUUGUAAAUCAGAAAUAGGAUAAGCGCGACUGCGUGCGUUAAGAACUUUUACAUUC
Messenger RNA from Spea bombifrons (plains spadefoot toad), 2384 nucleotides. It is a transcript of the gene SACK1G, whose product is annotated as family with sequence similarity 83 member G. The transcript is spliced from 5 exons. The record is from RefSeq and is a predicted model, not a curated record. The coding region runs from base 46 to 2280 and encodes 744 amino acids. Lineage: Eukaryota; Metazoa; Chordata; Amphibia; Anura; Pelobatidae.